AUGUGCAACGAUCCCUCCAGGUCGUCCUACGCCGACCACCUCUACAAGCCAAGCUUCGCCGGCUUCAUCGACAUCGACAUCCUCGAGACCGGCGGCAAGAUACCUCUCAGAACCUUGAUCGACCACUCUAUGGUGGAGAGCUUCGGAGGCCACAUCAGAAUGAGCAUAUUGUCGAGGGUCUACCCGAUGCAGGCCGUCAGCAACAAGGCGCGCCUCUACGUGUUCAAUCACGGCGAGUCAGACAUCAAGGUUACGCACCUAAAUGCGUAUGACAUGCGUUCUGCCAAGAUCAGCACGGACAUCGACCAAUACUAA
This is a messenger RNA of Triticum turgidum subsp. durum (durum wheat), 315 nucleotides long. Lineage: Eukaryota; Viridiplantae; Streptophyta; Magnoliopsida; Poales; Poaceae. The record is from the annotation of a GenBank genome assembly.